Mastomys coucha (southern multimammate mouse) is the source of this 3212-nucleotide messenger RNA. It is a transcript of the gene Gk5, whose product is annotated as glycerol kinase 5. The transcript is spliced from 16 exons. Gene Ontology annotation, molecular function: glycerol kinase activity. Gene Ontology annotation, biological process: glycerol metabolic process; glycerol-3-phosphate biosynthetic process; triglyceride metabolic process. Gene Ontology annotation, cellular component: mitochondrion. The record is from RefSeq and is a predicted model, not a curated record. Bases 86 to 1690 code for a protein of 534 amino acids. NCBI's taxonomy places the organism in Eukaryota, Metazoa, Chordata, Mammalia, Rodentia, Muridae.
GCGGGGCCGCUAGCGCUCCGCCCGGGGUCUGGCGUUUAUUGCUCUGCGCUGGCCGGCCGGUGGCGGCUGCGGUGUUGGGGUCGAGAUGUCGGGGCAGCAGGCGGGUGCAGAGCAGCGGCGCGAAGAGCCGAGCGCGCCGACCUCGCCGCCCUCCAGCUUUGUGCUGGGGCUGGACGUGGGCAGCACGGUGAUCCGCUGCCACGUCUAUGACCGGACGGCGCGGGUACGAGGCUCCAGCGCGCAGAAGGUAGAAAAUGUUUACCCUAAACCUGGCUGGGUUGAAAUCGAUCCUGAUGCUCUCUGGGCUCAGUUUGUUGCUGUAAUAAAAGAUGCUGUCAAAGCUGCUGGGGUGCAGAUGAACCAAAUUGUCGGUCUCGGCAUAUCAACGCAGAGAGCCACUUUUAUUACGUGGAACAAGAAAACAGGCCAUCACUUUCACAACUUCAUUAGUUGGCAAGACCUAAGGGCAGCUGAACUUGUAAAAUCCUGGAAUAAUUCUCUCAUAAUGAAGCUGUUGCAUGGAGCCACCCGAGUCCUUCAUUUCUUCAGUAGAAAUAGAAUGAUGUUAACAGUCAGUCGCUUUAAUUUCACCACCCAGCACGUCACCUUAAGAUUGACCUGGAUUUUACAAAACCUGUCUGAGGUGAAAAAGGCAGUUGAAGAAGACAAUUGUUGCUUUGGGACAAUUGAUACCUGGCUGUUACAUAAGCUCACAAAAGGUUCUUCCUAUGCCACGGAUUAUUCAAAUGCCAGUACAACUGGAUUUUUUGAUCCAUACGCGAUGUGCUGGAGCAGGCUCGUAACCACCAUGGUCUCCAUCCCACUGUCUAUCCUGCCUCCCGUGAAGGACACAAGCUAUAAUUUUGGAACAGUGGAUGAGGAGAUAUUUGGCAUGCCUAUACCAGUUGUUGCCUUGGUUGGCGACCAGCAGUCGGCCAUGUUUGGAGAGUGCUGCUUUGAGGCAGGAGAUGUGAAGUUAACCAUGGGAACUGGAACGUUUCUGGAUAUCAAUACUGGAAAAAUCCCUCAGCAUGUUAAUGGAGGUUUUUAUCCACUAAUUGGAUGGAAGAUUGGGCAAGAAAUUGUGUGUUUAGCUGAAGGCAAUGCAGGAGACACGGGUACCGCCAUAAUAUGGGCUCAAAAAUUAGAGCUCUUCACAGAUGCUGCUGAGACUGAAAAAAUGGCCCUGAGCCUGGAAGAUUCUGAAGGGGUUUAUUUUGUUCCAUCUUUUAGUGGACUACAGGCUCCAUUAAAUGACCCCUGUGCCUGUGCCUCUUUUAUGGGUUUGAAGCAUUCCACUAGUAAAUACCAUCUCGUCCGAGCAAUAUUGGAGUCAAUAGCUUUCAGGAACAAACAGUUAUAUGAUAUGCUGCAGAGAGAAAUCCAGAUUCCGGUCACGAAUAUUCGAGCAGAUGGAGGUGUCUGUAACAACGCUUUCGUCAUGCAGAUGACUUCAGACCUGAUUAACGAGAAGAUAGACAAACCUGCCCAUUUCGACAUGUCCUGCUUGGGUGCAGCCUCUCUGGCUGGCCUUGCUGUGGGAUUUUGGGCGGACAAGGAAGAGCUACAGAAGCUGAGGCAAAGUGAGAUGGUUUUCAAGCCUCAGAAGAAGUGGCAGGAGUACGAGGUGAAUAUGCAAAACUGGGUGAAAGCUGUGAAGCGCUCUAUGAAUUGGUAUAACAAGACAUAACCCUGAGGAGCCAAAGAAAACCUGCAGGCCAAGUGACAGGAUGUGCCAAUGGGAGAUGCGCAGGGAUCACACCAUACCACAGUGGCCGGGGGGAAAAGGUUCAAAAGGAGCCUCACCGGCUGAGAGAAGAAGCCUGGCUCUUUUUUUUUUUAAAAACAAAACAAAACAAAAAACCUCACAUACCAAAAAAAAUACUAAUUAUUUUUUUAAAUCCAAAUCUUCGAGAAAUUUUUAGGCAACAACACCUCAAAAUUGUGUCUUCUUUCUUCUAGCGAUUUCCAAAGGACAUUGUUCACUCCCAACUGCCAUUUCAGAUAGACUUGUGAGUCCCCUUUUUUUAUACGAGGUCAAUAGCAAAUCUGUCAUAGUCAUUUACCCUAAUGGUUCCAGAUCAGGCACCAUCACAUUUUGUUAAAAAUGAUGAAAUGUUUUCUUAAAUUUAAAAUCAAGAGGGCUUUUUUAAAUACACAUAGCUAAAAACAGAGGGGCGAUCGAGAAAACGUUUUAUGUGUAAAGCCAUUAACUGUUAAGUGUCAUAUCUAAUAAGCUCUGAUGGUACUCCUCGAAUGACCUUCUCAGUCAGCGCUUUCCUUUGUCGUGCAUAAAGACGCUGCCUUAAUUCUUCUGCACAACCAAACUCUGGGCUGUUUGGUUGUUUUCCGUUUGAGGUACAGUGUCACCACAUAGACCGGGCUGGCUUGCAACUUGAGAUUCUCCUUCCUCAUCUCUCAGAUUCUGGGAUUCUAGGCAUGUACCAUCAUGCCUAGGUGGGCACUCAGCAUACACUGGGGAACACACCUUAGAGAGUGGACUGAAAAGGAUAGUGAGGCUAGGCAUGGUGGCAAAUAUGGGGACUUUCAAGGCUGAGGCCACGGGAGUGUGAGCCUGGAGCCUAUCCCGACGAUGCAGUGAAUUCCAGGCAAUCUGUCUUUGAAAAUACCUUGUUUGUUUGAGAGAAGAUCUUGCUGUCUAGCCCAUGCCAGUUUCUAACUCUUGAACCCCACUACAUAAGUCUCCAGGGUUGUGUGUAACAUUCUAUUUUUAUAAAAUGCAAGCAGUUAAUGUAAAUCUUUCUUCCUAGUUCUCUAUCUUUCUUGACUUGUUGAAAUGCUUGCACAAAUGUCCCCUUUUUAAAAAGUGCCUACUUGACAGAGUUUAAUUAUUGUUAGUUUUGCUUGUUUGUUUGUUUAUUUUGACAACAGACUCUCAUUAUGAAGCUCAGGCUAGCCUAAAACUCCAGGUCCUCUUGACGUAGUCUCCUGAGGUGCCAAGAUUGUGGAGUUUACUCUGAGGUACCCUAGCUUAUCAGUAACUUAAGAAUUGCCUUCCUGGGUUACUUGAUGUGGCUUUUGGUGUUUAUCCUGCUCACCUCUGAGAGAUUAGAGGUGGAUAGGCUGGGGGACAAGGUGAUGGAAUGUGUCUUGGUGAAGAUGGCUGUAAACCAGUCAGCCACUGAGCGGCAGUCCCACGUUAGGGAAAACUUCAUGGCUGGAAGCAGGUAGAGGAGUCAGUAGAGAGAAGC